Molecule: messenger RNA, 1308 nt
Organism: Helianthus annuus (common sunflower)
Lineage: Eukaryota; Viridiplantae; Streptophyta; Magnoliopsida; Asterales; Asteraceae
Exons: 4
Coding region: 697-1188 (163 amino acids)
Source: RefSeq, a predicted model, not a curated record
AGCCGGAGCUAGUCGCUCCUAGUCGGCCCAAAUCGGGCAACUCGCCCCUAGUCGGCCCACCAAAAACCUUAUGAAAUUGACCCAAUUAACAACUUUUAGCCCAUUUUUCUCUUAAAGCCCUACCCCAAUUUCAUUACAUCAUACGAUGUUGCCUGCUUCUCCUCCAGACUCCAAAUCAGCCGCUACAUACCCCUCCUCCGGCGAUCCUACUCCGGCUGCUUCUUCCUCCGUCCAGUCCUCGCUGCCGCAACAUCAGCAGUAUAACGGCUCCUUCCUCCGGUGAUAACCUUCAGACACUUGCUGGGCUUUUUUCGCGACAUGCACCGUUGAAUAUUUGCAUUUCUUAGAAACUGGCAAGUUGUCACUCUCUCGGAGCAGGAGUUACUCGAUUGCGAUCGAACUCACAAUCAUGGUUGUAGACACGGCAGCGUACAUGUUCAUGGUUGAAAAUGGAGGGCUCAAUUCUGAUGCCGACUACCCUUAUAUGGCAAAGGAUGGUGUAUGCGAUAAAAGCAAGGUUGAAAAGGCUUAUAGCAUCAAUGGGUAUGCACAUAUCGAACCAAAUAACGAGAAUUUAAUUAAGGCAGUUGUGUCUCGUUUCCCAGUGACUGCAUACAUCAGAGCCACACAAUCUCAGCUAAUGCAAUAUAACGGUGAAAUCCUGCUAACAAAGGGGUGGGGGGGCAUGCUUGAGCCAUGCUGUUGUUCUUGUUGGCUAUGGCAUCGAAAAUGGUGUCGACUAAUGGUUGGCGAAAAACUCUUUUGGGCCUAAAUGGGGUGAGAAAGGAUUUACAUUUCAUGCAGACACUUGCUGGGCUUUUUCCGCGACAUGCACCAUUGAAUAUUUGCAUUUCUUGGAAACUGGCAAGCUUGUCACUCUCUCGGAACAGGAGUUGGUCGAUUGCGUUCGAACUCACAGUCAUGGUUGUAGACACAGCAGCGUACAUGUUCAUGGUUGAAAAUGGAGGGCUCGAUUCUGACGCCGACUACCAUUGUACAGUUAUACGGCAAAUGAUGGUGUAUGCGAUAAGAGCAAGGUUGAAAAGGCUUUAUAGCAUCGAUGGGUAUGCACAUAUCGAACCAAAUAACGAGAAUUUGCUUAAGGCAGCCGUGUCUCGUUUCCCGGUGACUGCAUACAUCAGAGCCACACAAUCUCAGCUAUGCAAUAUAACGCCGGCAUCCUGCUAACAGGGGGGGGGGCAUACUUGAGCCAUGCUGUUCUUGUUGGCUAUGGCACCGAAAAUGGUGUCGACUACUGGUUGGCGAAAAACUCUUUUGGGCCUAACUGGGUGAGAAAGGAUGUGCGUA